Molecule: messenger RNA, 342 nt
Organism: Besnoitia besnoiti
Lineage: Eukaryota; Apicomplexa; Conoidasida; Eucoccidiorida; Sarcocystidae
Product: histone lysine methyltransferase SET2
Exons: 1
Coding region: 1-342 (113 amino acids)
Source: RefSeq, a predicted model, not a curated record
AUGAAACCGACUCCUGAGGGCGAACGGAGACAGUCGCGCGGCCGCAGGACGCCUAACGAGUGCGCCGAGACACGCGAGGCGGAAUCACCCACACCCUGCAGCGGCCGCCGAGAAGAGGCCGACCCACCACAGAGAACGAGCGAGCCAGGGAACGAGCCAGAGAACGAGAGAAAGAAGGCGAGAGAGAGAGGGAAGAGAGAGACUGCAGAGAAGACGCCCGCCCACGCCGAACUGAGAGACGCAACUCGAUCGUGUGGACAUGCGGCAACAAACCCGCCGCCACUCGACGGCGAAACCGCGCGAAAGAGGCCGAACGAAUCAAACAGCCGAGUCGAGACGUAA